AAUUCUGAUUUGUUUGCACGUGAGCUGAAGAUUCCCGAUAAAUGUAUAAAAGUACCAACCGACACACCAACAUUCACUCCAGAUAUUUUAACAUUCAAAUUUCAUACCAUUUACGUUACCAAACAAGUGUAUUUACUCCUGCGCCGGGAAAAUGAGCAUUGUUGAGUCCUUCGAUGUUGAGGAUAUCCUGAGGCGUCCACAGGCUUCUGUAAGUGAAAAAGAGCCGAAAAUAGAAGAGCUGUUGAGCAAGCUUAGAAACUUGCAACAAGCCAAGCGAGUUAUUGAAGAAGAGCUAAAAGAGGCUCUUUCCCUAACAAACACAUUGCAAGAUGAAGAAAAUGCCUUGGCCACUGAGGUAGCAAAGCUACAGGGAAUUUUAAAUGAAAAAGAAGAGACAUGUAGAUCUCUGCAGUAUAAAUGUGAAGACCUUGAACAAGAGUCCCAAAGACAGUCUGAAGUAAAGCAACAGAAAGAAGAACUUGUACAGCAUUACUACUGUCAAAUCCAGGAAACAAAACUAAGACACCGAAAAAUACGGAUGAAGUUUGAAAACCAAUUGCAGCAGCUGAUUGGACAGCACAAGAGCCUGUCCACUGUGUUUACUACAGAAAGACUCCCCACUGAGGUACACUCUGCUGAAUACACCACAGAGCAGCUACUGAAAGCUGAACACCAGAUAUUGGAGCAGGUAGCACAUUUACAGGAAGAGCCAGGAAACACCCAGAACAUGGAUACUUGUCUGGAUGCUGAGACAUUGAUGCAUGGUGAAUUAUUUACACAUACCCUGCAUAACUGAAAUAGUUACCAUAACUGAUAAGAAAUUUUAAUGACUACUAAGGAAAAUAUGACAUGUUUACUGAUGUUCCUGUACAAAUUGAGCUGACCUAGAGUAUAGAAAUAUCUUAGUGGCCAGAUGUUGUUUAUACAUUGUAUUGUGUUGUGAUGUUUUUAAUUGAGCCUAAGUGAAUCAAAAGUAAAUAGUUUAAAACCCUCUAUUUAC
This is a messenger RNA of Trichomycterus rosablanca, 1000 nucleotides long. RefSeq lists its product as uncharacterized. The record is from RefSeq and is a predicted model, not a curated record. Lineage: Eukaryota; Metazoa; Chordata; Actinopteri; Siluriformes; Trichomycteridae. Gene Ontology annotation, cellular component: synaptonemal complex. The coding region runs from base 152 to 796 and encodes 214 amino acids. The transcript has 10 exons. Gene Ontology annotation, biological process: synaptonemal complex assembly.